CACAAAAGCAAAAGUUUCAUUUUAUAUACAUUCAUCGGUUCAAUUUUCUCUAAUUGAGGGAAAAGAAACAAUGAAGUUUUUGUUUCAGUGUCCCUGUUGUUCUUGUUUCUGUUUCUUGAAGCCGAAAAAGGGUAAGCCAAAGGAGGCAUCCAAGCCUAAAGAGGCUUCCAAACCUAAAGAGGCUUCCAAACCAAAGGAGGAGGAGAAGAAGGUAGAGAAAGCAGAGUGAUUUCAUAUGAAAAUAAUGGAAAUUGAAGUUCCACUUCUAGUAAGGCAUUCUAAGUAUGUGUAUUUUAUGAUGCAGAGUUAAUAAAAGUGAAUGCUUUGUUUGAAAAUGAUGAGUUUUUAAGAACUAAUUUAUUGGCAUAAUAUGAAGGAGAUGAAAUCUUCUAUUAUAUUCAAGUUGUCUAACUCUGUUUCUUAGACUGUCAAGAAUUUGUUUGAUGUGUUUGGUGUUUAAUCUAUGUUAUAUAUUAAUGGAAAGUAUGCAUUCUUUAAUGAAGUUUUUAUUGAUAAA
This is a messenger RNA of Impatiens glandulifera, 517 nucleotides long. RefSeq names its product histone H1-II. The transcript has a single exon. Bases 71 to 229 code for a protein of 52 amino acids. The record is from RefSeq and is a predicted model, not a curated record. Lineage: Eukaryota; Viridiplantae; Streptophyta; Magnoliopsida; Ericales; Balsaminaceae.